This is a messenger RNA of Bufo bufo (common toad), 2854 nucleotides long. RefSeq names its product zinc finger protein 260-like. Gene Ontology annotation, molecular function: DNA-binding transcription factor activity, RNA polymerase II-specific; RNA polymerase II cis-regulatory region sequence-specific DNA binding. The record is from RefSeq and is a predicted model, not a curated record. Gene Ontology annotation, biological process: regulation of cytokine production; regulation of immune system process; negative regulation of transcription by RNA polymerase II. Lineage: Eukaryota; Metazoa; Chordata; Amphibia; Anura; Bufonidae. Bases 34 to 2517 code for a protein of 827 amino acids. The transcript is spliced from 2 exons.
AUAAGGUGUCAGGAUGUCACUGUUUAUUUCUCCAUGGAGGAGUGGGAGUAUAUAGAAGGACACAAGGAUCUGUACAAGGAGGCCAUGAUGGAGGAGCACCAGCCUCUGAUAUCACAAGAGAAUUCCAGAAAACAUUUUAAAGGAAACUUGAUGUUACAACCAAAUUAUAAAGUAGAACGUGAAGAUAUCAUGCAGCGCUCUUCAGGAGGCAACUUUAUUGUACAUUCAGGACUUCCUAAUACAGAUCUAUCACAUAAUCGCCCUAAUCGUGAGGAACCAUCUCUUAACCAAUCACAGAUUGUUACUAAAAGUACAGGUCAGAAAGGGGGUAAAAGGUUUAAGUGUGGUAAAGAGUUUACAAAGAGAUCAAGUGUUUCUGCACAUAGAAGAAUUCACACAGUGGAGAAGCAAUAUUCAUGUUCACAAUGUAAGAAAUAUUUUACAGAUAAAUCAAGUCUUGUUAAACAUGACAGAUGUCAUAGAGGAGAGAAGCCAUAUUCAUGUUCAGAAUGUGGGAAAUGUUAUACAAAUAAAUUCUAUCUUGUUAUACAUCAAAGAAUUCACACAGGAGAGAAGCCAUAUUCAUGUUCAGAAUGUGGGAAAUGCUUUACAGCAGAAUCAAGUCUUGCUGGACAUAAGAAAAUUCACACAGGAGAUAAACCGUAUUCAUGUUCAGAAUGUGGGAAAUGUUUUACAAAUAAAUCAAAUCUUGUUAGACAUGAGAGAAGUCACACAGGAGAGAAACCAUAUCCAUGUUCAGAAUGUGGGAAAUGCUUUAUAGAUAAAUCACGUCUUGUUCAACAUAAGAGAAUUCACACUGGAGAAAAGCCAUAUUCAUGUUCAGAAUGUGGUAAACGUUUUAAACAAAGAUCACAACUUGUUUACCAUGAAAAACGUCAUACAGGAGAGAAGCCAUAUUCUUGUUCAGAAUGUGGGAAAGCUUUUCUACAGAAAUCACAUCUAGUUAGACAUGAGAGAAUUCACACAGGAGAGAAGCCAUAUUCAUGUUUAGAAUGUGGGAAAUGUUAUACAGAUAAAUCACAUCUUGUUUUACAUCAGAGGCUUCACACAGGAGAAAAGCUAUAUUCAUGUUCAGAAUGUGGAAAAUGUUUUGCACAAAAAUCAGAACUUGCUUCCCAUAAAAGACGUCAUACAGGAGAGAAGCCAUAUUCAUGUUCAGAAUGUAGGAAAUGUUUUGUAGAUAAAUCACAUCUUGUUAAACAUGAGAAACUUCACACAGGAGAGAAGCCAUAUUCAUGUUUAGAAUGUGGGAAAGACUUUACAGCUAAAUCAAGUCUUGUUGCACAUGAGAGACUUCACACAGGAGAUAAGCCAUAUUCAUGUUCAGAAUGUGAGAAAUGCUUUGCAGAUAAAUCAAGUCUUGUUAAACAUGAAAGAAGUCACACAGGAGAGAAGCCAUACUCAUGUUCAGAGUGUGGGAAAUCUUUUAAACAAACGUCAGCACUUGUUUCCCAUGAGAGAAUUCACACAGGGGAGAAACCAUAUUCAUGUACAGAAUGUGGUAAAUGUUUUGCAGAAAAAUCACUUCUUGUUUCACAUAAGAGAAUUCACACAGGGGAGAAACCAUAUUCAUGUUUAGAAUGCGGGAAAUGCUUUGGUCAUAAAUCAAGUCUUGUUAAACAUGAGAGAAUUCACACAGGAGAGAAGCCAUAUUCAUGUUUAGAAUGUGGGAAAGACUUUACAGCUAAAUCAAGUCUUGUUGCACAUGAGAGACUUCACACAGGAGAUAAGCCAUAUUCAUGUUCAGAAUGUGAGAAAUGCUUUGCAGAUAAAUCAAGUCUUGUUAAACAUGAAAGAAGUCACACAGGAGAGAAGCCAUACUCAUGUUCAGAGUGUGGGAAAUCUUUUAAACAAACGUCAGCACUUGUUUCCCAUGAGAGAAUUCACACAGGGGAGAAACCAUAUUCAUGUACAGAAUGUGGUAAAUGUUUUGCAGAAAAAUCACUUCUUGUUUCACAUAAGAGAAUUCACACAGGGGAGAAACCAUAUUCAUGUUUAGAAUGCGGGAAAUGCUUUGGUCAUAAAUCAAGUCUUGUUAAACAUGAGAGAAUUCACACAGGAGAGAAGCCAUAUUCAUGUUCAGAAUGUGAGAAAUGUUUUACAGAUAAAUCAAGUCUUGUUAAACAUGAGAGAAUUCACACAGGAGAGACGCCAUAUGCAUGCUUAGAAUGUGGGAAUUGUUUUAAACAAAAAUCAGAACUUGUUUCCCAUGAGAUAUGUCACACAGGAGAGAAGCCGUAUUCAUGUUCAGAAUGUGGAAAAUGUUUUGCACAUAAAUCAAAUCUAGUUACACAUGAAAGAAUUCACACCGGAGAGAAGCCGUAUUCAUGUUCAGAAUGUGGGAAAUGUUUUGCAGAUAAAUCAGGUUUUGUUAAACAUGAGAGAGUUCACAAAGGAGAGAAGCCAUAUCCAUGUUCAGAAUGUGAGAAAUGUUUUACUACUAAAGCCAAACUUAAGAAGCAUCAGGCAAGUCACAAAGGAGAGAAGCAGUUUUGAUGUUUGGUAAGGAAUUUAAAUGAUAAAACUCAUUGGAUCAGAAGAAACUAUAUUAUUUUUUGUAAUAACAAUGAAUUCUAACCUAGUUAUUCACAGACUGAUAAAUAACUGGCUACAUGUUAAAGUGUCCAUGCAGACAGCAAGUCUUAGAAUAGUUGCUCAACUUGCUGUCAUUUAGCUAUUUUUAGAGCUGGGAUCUGGCUGCUUUAGGAUAGGUCAUCAAUGGGGCUGGAGUGGACUUCCGGUGGCACUCGUGGGCUAGCGUUAGCAUGGAUCUGGCAGGCUGUUCCCCUGCUAACGUUUAUGUAAUGGUAGUCUUGGAUAUACAAAAUACUAA